Molecule: messenger RNA, 2624 nt
Organism: Trichoplusia ni (cabbage looper)
Lineage: Eukaryota; Metazoa; Arthropoda; Insecta; Lepidoptera; Noctuidae
Exons: 7
Coding region: 463-1197 (244 amino acids)
Source: RefSeq, a predicted model, not a curated record
GUGGAGGAUUAACUUAACUCCCGUGAGAUCCAGUAUGGCAUCCUUCCCAAAGUUAUACUUGACAUGGAAAAUCGGGAAAAGCCAUCCCGGACACGAUUCAGUCGGUUCGGGGCACUCAGCGCGCGAACUCCCUAACAUAUUCCCAGUUGGUUUACCACAAAGGGCUGAGUUUAGUGGAUGCGCCUUCAUAUUUUACUUCUACCUUUCUAUCUUUAAUAUAAAUUUAUCGUAAAAUUGUUCACUUUUAAAGUUAAUAAGACUUGUUUUCGCCGCGAAACAAACUUUUUAAAGUAUUUUUGAGAGAAGUGUGAUUUUACGAAGACUUUUCCGGAUAUAAUGAUCGGUGUUUGGCACAACCACGAGAAUACGGUGGCGUUGAGCGGGAGCGGCGCCGGGCGGGGACGAUAGUAUCAAGGAGCGCGGCCACGCCGGCCUCUCCCCCCGCACCACCGCCCCGCAGCAAUGGUGCGGGAUAAGAAACCACCAAACAAGACCGACUCGCAGAGGUCGAGUACCAACUUAGUGGGCAAGUUCACGCAGAGCGUACGCCGUAUCGUUCAAGAUGUCAAAGAUGAAGGAACAUCCAGUGGUCAGACGAAGGAAGAGGUGAUAGAAACAAAUGAGCGUCUCCGUGGAGUAAGGGUUAGGUUGGACGAGAACUAUGAUACGGCGAAGAAGGCGCUGGUGACGCUGAUGGCUCGCUACAGCGACUCCAAGUCCGAGAGGAACGUUUUCACCAGAUAUACUAUGCUGAAGGUGAUGAUAAAGGACGUGAUUCGACUUGAAACCCAGUAUUGGUCGUUGGUGGAGAUUCCUCGGCAGGAGAAAGCCGAGACGGUGCCGGCGUUUGUGUUGCGCGCUUGUGCUAUCAUGGAAAAGACCCAGAAAUCAGGAGAAGGCGUCAAGACUUCGUCGAAGUUAGCUGAAGAAGCUGCUGAUAAAAGGGAGCGGAUAGAAAGACUGAAUGAUAUGACAACCAGUCAGAUUGAAACAGAAAACACCCAGAUGACUAAUGAUUUGUAUCGUCUUCUAAAGAAAUAUACUGGUCUUCGGAAUCUUAUCAGAGAAUUGAAGACGGAGUAUAUGAGUACCAAGAUGUAUCCGAUAUUCCCUCGCUACACGAUGCUCAAAGACAUGAUUAAGGACAUCAUGCAUGAUCCUGAUUACAUGGAGGUCUGCCAUGAGGUGGAUCCAUAGCGCGGGGUGCGCAAAUAAAUGAGGAGCUCCUUCACCGACCGCCAGAGGUCGUUUCGUCGCUAAAUCCUUGGAAUGAAGAAGAAAUUUGAAGAAUGAUUCUAUUUCUACCACCUUAAAUUGCAUCCACACGUCUGCAAACCGAUUUUUAUAAAAAUUCACAUGAACAGAUUUGCAUUUUAAAUUUUGCAUUAGAGUAACUGGUGUUAUCAAUAUUUAAACUAGUGUUAAACUGAUUUAAAAGUUCUGAAGGUAGAGUUUGAAGAUGGUAGAUUUAGGAAAAGUGUUUUGUUGGUGGAAUUAGCGGCGAGUAAUGAGACGAGUACUCGUUUAUUUGUGCUACUUAAUUCAGUGGACAUUUAUUUAGUGUAAGUUUAGAAUUUAGUGUGUCUGUACUCGUCCUUGAGUUGUUGUGUACUCUAUAAUUUCCUACGGACUAUGAUUGUAACAGUUUUCAAUAGAAUUUGAUCUCAGUGUACCGUGUAUUCGAUUUGAGUUGCAUUUUCUGGCUAAUGUAGUUCAAAGCGGUUUACAAAAAUCUCAGUAUGUUUUGGCUAUUAUAAAUGAGGAGCUUUUGAAAACAUAAUCAUAUUUCUUAACUCUAUACAUAUCUUAAUCAUAUUAUUGUCCCAUGUAACCAAGCAUAUCGUAAUUUUGAAAUCACGAUUUUAAACUGUCAGGUGAUAUACCUAUCAUCCUAUUUUGUGAAGUCAUAAUAUCAACAUAUAAAUACAUAAGGACAUGUUUCAGAAAUCGUGAUAAAACCUACUUCAUUAGAUAUUAAUUAAUUAUACUGCGAUCUCAAUAUUUCAUGCUUCCUCUAUCAGUAUUAAUGUAGGUUAAACUCUAUUAUAAAGUAUAUGAAUGUAGGUACUAGUAAUGCCAUUGUAUGUGUUCAAAAUUGAAAUAAUGUUGGUAAGUUGUUUGGCGAUAAACAUUUCUAGUCAGUGACUGUAUACAUUUCUAAUGCUUAACAAAUAGGUAGAUAAAUAUAAAAUUUUACGACUUUUUACAGCCAUCCUGUGUAAAUCUAUACUAGUAGUAUGCGUUCUUGAAGCAGAUGUGUUUCAAAUAUAAAAGCAAGAGAACAAAAUAGUUUUCGCGUAGUUGCCUCUCGCUUCCAUGACGGCAGCUCUGCUUCAAAAGCAAGAGAGAGGCCCUAACUCUGUCUUUAUUCUAUGUUUUGUCAGUGUAGAGUUCCUUAGUUGCCUUUCUCUACUUUAUAUUCUUAAUUAAUCAUGCAGUAUGUAGAUGUCGUAGUGAAGAACUUACUUGUUAGAUAGAAACAUAAGAGAAACAUCAACUUUUGUUAUAUUUUGUACGCGUUUUAAGAUUUGAACAUUAGUUGAAUAAUUUCUGUGGUAUUUCUUGACUCUUGAAACUGAAUAAAAUAAGGACUUAAUAUUAAGGUACUCACGUUACUAUUAAUC